GAUUGAACGUCUGCUCGUUAAUACUCUGGAGAAUUAGUAAUAACAAUGAAGUAUCGUCGCGCUGAACGAAAAAGCAAACUUGACUCCGUUUGAAGCACGCACAGCGACAUCUGACGAUUUGCCGGAAAGUCCUGUACGUGAAUAGUCUACGCGAACGCGAGCGAACGCGGUCUCUCACAAACUGGUGGCCAUCUUGCUCGACGCGACGACGACAACGCUCACGAGUUCAGGCGCUGCCUCUUUUUUUACUCCACCCCGUUUGUGACGUGACGACUGGCGUGCGCCGUGCGCACGUGCCAAAUACAGGGCCGCCGUAAAUAGGGUGCGAAAAAUAUAACGGCUAACCCGAUUUUACUUCAUCUAGAGAAUUUUCGAUAAUCGGAUCCUUUUUCAUAAAUAUGACUAUCAAAUUGACAUAUAUAUGAACGUUUAGGUAAAGAAGGCAAUUAUUUAAAUAUAGUCAGAUAUCACGUAUUUUGAUAAUUACAAACAUGACCACAUUGACGGACACUGACGUUACAUCUUUCUGGAAAAUAAUAUAAAAUACAACAAUGCAACGUGAUCUCUCUGUUUUAUUGUCCACAUUAUUUAUUCUUAUUUUCUUCGAAAUUAUUCUUAUAUUGUUAUGUGCUGUGCUGCAACUUUCGGUUAAACGCGUACCUCUGUGUGACCAAUGGGAACUCUUACUUCCUACCGCGAUUAUUGCCAUCCUUCAGAAUACUUCUUUUUCUUCUUUCAAAUAAAAAUAGAAAACAAGUGUUUCGCACGUAGCAUUUGUAGCGCCAAGUGGACUACCUGACCAUAGUCGACGUUACUCACGUAUACGUCCGAUAUCUCACGGUAUUCUUAAAUUAUGUCUUAUGGACAAGUCUCAAUUUUAUAAUACAUAAUCACUAUUAGUAAGUAAAUAACUACGACAUAAUUCUCUGGCGAGCUAUUGACACUGUUACGAUAUUUAGAGUGGCAAUUCUCAGACUUUCUCUGGCUAUGAUGUAAGAAAAUUUAAUUGUUGCUGCCACAUAAGAAUAUAUAAGUAUUAGGGGUAUAAGAGUAAAUAAUAGUAUAAUUAUUAAAAUACACUGGUCCAAAAGGUAUUACAUUAGAAUAAUUUUUAUUUUCUUUGUGCACUUUAUGGAUUAGAUCUGAUUAGAUCCAUUUUUAGUUAUCUCAAGUAUGUCGAAUUUUUAGUAUCAUGACCCGUAAGUGUGCGUUGUGUAAAGGGACUAAUUACAAGAACAAUUAUAGCUUUUUCUCAGCACCUAAAGAUGCAGAAACGCGUAAAAAAUGGCAAGUUGCUCUUGCUCUUGAAAAUUACACCGUCACGGAUGACACGUAUGUAUGUAGCAAACACUUUAACAAGAAUGAUAUCAUUACGCACUGGAUUAGCGGAGUACCGCCACAAGUAGUCAAAGUCAAGUAUAAGAAAUGUCGUUUACGUCCAGGAGCUGUACCAGGUAGAAAUUCUUAUUCAGUUAGCAAUUCACGGUCAACGGACCAACACGAGAUAAAUAUUAAUGAUUUUUCGAUAUUCAAGAAGGAGCAAACUUUAGAGAAAAAUAAAACUUUGUUGAUAAAAAGAUCUAAACGGAAGACUCUGAACGAUGAUAAAUAUGUAGUCAAUAGAAAUACCAAUACGUAUUAUCAGACUUAUUCCAAAUUACAAAGUUACGCAUACAACGGUGAGGGUGAAGAAAGUUGUGAUUUUAAUAAUGUUGAAUUAACUAACACUAAAGGUACGAAUAAGAGAGAUGCAGACGCUACUUGUAAUUUAAAAUUCGAGGAUUCAGAGUCCGAGAAGAAAAAGUUGGAUAAGAUACUCGAGUGUGACAAUAGCCCUAAUUUCGAUGUUUUAAUGACCGAGUCUGUAGACAGUGUGGACACAGAUAAAGAGAAAAAAGAGAACGUUCAGAUAUCUAACGAGUCGUGCAGUAACGUUCCGAGAUACGCCUCGUACGCCUCUUCCGAAAACAACGAAACAUUGGUUAAAACGUGCAAACAUGAUGUUUCCAAUAUGCAGGAUACGUCGGUAUAUGAUAAAGGCUGUGAAACUAACAUGUUAUUUGAAGAUUUUCUUGAAGUGUGUACAGAAUUAUCUAUACCGCAUGGUUGGUCCUGCUUGAUAACGUCAAAAGGACACGAUACAACAGUGGUAUAUCUUUAUAUGAAUAUUACCAAGAAUGGAUUGCCUUUUGUAGAGAAACAAAUUUUUAUAAGAAGUGAUAUGGUAUUACAUUAUUCUGUAGCAAACACGGAAAUUGAUCCACUUGUGCACAAUCUUAUAAAGGAGAGAAAACACAAUAAAAUCAGAAGCUUAUUGGAUGUAGAAAUACUAAUCGCUGAAUUUGAUCAACGAGCUGUUUGCCAAGGUAUAUGUGAUUCGAGAGACUACAAAAGUGUCGAUGCGAUUAAAGUUCUUUACAUGGAUGGAGUCAAAUGGCGACAUAUCUCGUGUCCAUUGAUUCUUAAUAACGAUAACUCCAGAUGUACAAGAUGCGCUACUUUGUCGCGUUUCUUACUAUUAACCAAAUUUUGAGAGCUAUUUCUCGUAUGAUAGUCUCAUUGAAUUUAAGAAGAAUCAAAACUAAUAAAAGAUCAACGUUGAUAUAUAAAUGC
Molecule: messenger RNA, 2613 nt
Organism: Ooceraea biroi (clonal raider ant)
Lineage: Eukaryota; Metazoa; Arthropoda; Insecta; Hymenoptera; Formicidae
Molecular function (GO): sequence-specific DNA binding
Source: RefSeq, a predicted model, not a curated record